AUGUCUCAAAGCAGGGAACCUCCUAAAACAUACCAAUACUUAGAGAAACAGCGUAUAGAUCAGUUAAAACAGCUGAAGACUGACGAAGUGGGAGAUGCUGUUGCCAGAGCAAAGAAGCUCUCGGUGGAGACCAACAAAAGACGGAAGGCACAGGCCACAAAGAGAAAACUGGAGAAAGAGAGAGAAGAAAAAAGAAGACAACAGAUUUUAAUAAAACGAAGAGAGCAACAACAGGAGGCAACAGAGAAAUAUCAGCGAUCUCACAUCCCGUCACGGCCGCCAAGUGGUAGGCACUCAAGGGCAAGGAAACCGAAAUCAAGAGGAGAAAUUAAGACUGGUCAGAGGAAAUUCUGGUAUACAGAUACAGAACAGUCAAGGGUCAAUAGUUCACAGGAUAAACUGCACAACAGGAGCUUGAAGAACUUGAACAGCAGCAAAAGUUUAUUUGAGCAAAAAUUGGAACAACAGCAACAGCAGUUGAUUGAUCAGCAGAGAAGAGCUUUCAAUGAAUUCAAUGAAGAAGUUCAGAAAGAGAUUGACAAUGGAGAAUAUGUUGACAGUGAUAACGUUCACACACAUCAGAAUGUCAGAGACAUUUUCCUCAUUUGGCUCGUGACAAAAAAGAUGUGUUUACUGGCUGGUAGGAAGAGGAAGAAGAGUAAAACAUCUAACUACCUGAUAUCCCUGGAUCCUACAGAUCUGUCCAGGGGAGGCAAGGCCUAUGAAACAAAUGUCUUAGGUUUUAAAGGACCCAGAAAAAUGACCAUUAUUAUUCCUGGGAUGAAUUUGGGUCAUGAACGAGUAGACAUCAAGCCAAGAUCUGACAAUGAUGGCUUGACUGACAGGUACAAGAGAAAAAAUAUGGAGAAUAUAUUGGAACUCCACAACAAACGAUUGUAUGAAUACUGUGAAUGA
This is a messenger RNA of Saccostrea echinata, 915 nucleotides long. RefSeq names its product centrosomal protein of 126 kDa-like. NCBI's taxonomy places the organism in Eukaryota, Metazoa, Mollusca, Bivalvia, Ostreida, Ostreidae. Gene Ontology annotation, biological process: non-motile cilium assembly; mitotic spindle organization; cytoplasmic microtubule organization. The coding region runs from base 1 to 915 and encodes 304 amino acids. The transcript has 8 exons. Gene Ontology annotation, cellular component: centrosome; ciliary base. The record is from RefSeq and is a predicted model, not a curated record.